UUCACGUCCAAAGCAUUUGCCGCUGCCCUCUUCCGCGACUUUUCACUCAAACCGACGCUAUUGCAGCCCAAACCCUUUCUCCGGUGGCCCCUCUCUCGAUCUCGCCGGCUAUAUUUCUCCGACGGUGGUAGUUCAUCUCAGAUUUCCAAUUAAUGGCAAAGCCAAAACAGAGACAAUCUGCUCAUUCACGUUCAAACAAGAAUGAUGAUCCGGAUGCUGAGCAAAUUGACCAACUAGCUGAAGAUGAUUGGGUGAUAGUCAAGAAGCAGAGAGUCACUAUUCUUAUUCCUGCUUUACCUGCCUUUGAGCAGCCCAUAGCGAUUAAUAGUGGAGAAAGCCCUCUGCAGGCACAGCCAAGCAAAGCUAUGAAUACCCCGUCGUCUCCAGUGCCCAUAGUGCUUAAUUGUGGAGAAAGCCCUCGGCAGGCACAACCGAGAAAAACUAUCAAUAUCCAGCCUUCUAUAGUAGAAGAAAUGCACACUGAGAAGCAUGCAGUUGUUCAAUGUGAGAAAUCUAUAUCUUUGGGCCAUGAACAUACUGUGCAAAUUAUCAAUGUAGCUCCUGCCCCUCCUCAACCCACAUUGCAUUUCCCGAAGCCGUCAAGAUUAAGUAUUGGCUCAGAAAAUCCACCAGUUUGUAGUUUUAGAUCCAGCAAGAUAAAUGGUCUUUGCAAUGUGACAAAAGUGAGCAAGCAAACUAUGAUUAUUGCCAAUGGAGGUUCAAUGAUUAAUAAAAGAAUGAGGGCAUUUAAUCUUGAGAGAAGGCUUCAAAGAGCUGGUGGGCUGACCAAUUGGCUAGUUUCAUUAGGCCUUGGUCAUUUCAUAAAGAUCUUUCAGGGUAAGAAUGUCAAUAAAUUUCAGCUGGCGAAUUUGACAAUGGAAAAGCUGAAGGACAUGGGUUCAUUUGCUGUUGGUCCCCGGAGAAAGCUGAUACAUGCUAUUGAUUGCCUUUGCCAUCCAUAAUGUUCUAAUCAUGCAUGAGCUCAUGAGAUAGUUAUGACUUCUCCGCAUUUGACAAAGUCAGGGAAGCAUUCCCUGCGAAAGGUACACUCAAUCCUUUAGCUAGGCCUGUCUUCAAUACAUGUAAAUUGUAAAUAUACCCUGUGAAAGAUCCUAUAUCUGUGAUAUGUAAUUUGAAACUCAGAACUAUAUUUAGAUGAGAUACUCAAAUUGUAGCAGCAGUACCCAUCUUGGCAUCUUCCACCAAAGAUGGGCACAGCCCUAAAAAAUAUGGGACAUACUAAUGCAGGCAGCCUUUAGUGCCAAUCUGGUGAUAUCAUAAAUCCUAUUGGAAGAUUGAGAAGUUUUUGUUUAAUAUUCUAUUUUGUUUUCACUUUUUAAAAGAAUGGAACAUGUUGCUU
This is a messenger RNA of Ipomoea nil (Japanese morning glory), 1360 nucleotides long. RefSeq lists its product as uncharacterized. The coding region runs from base 153 to 962 and encodes 269 amino acids. Gene Ontology annotation, molecular function: protein binding. The record is from RefSeq and is a predicted model, not a curated record. The transcript is spliced from 2 exons. Lineage: Eukaryota; Viridiplantae; Streptophyta; Magnoliopsida; Solanales; Convolvulaceae.